Funneliformis geosporum is the source of this 581-nucleotide messenger RNA. Lineage: Eukaryota; Fungi; Glomeromycota; Glomeromycetes; Glomerales; Glomeraceae. The record is from the annotation of a GenBank genome assembly.
AAAAAAACUUACCUUUGAAUACUGAAUCUAAUAAAAAUGUUUCGUUGAAUAUUGAAAAUGAAGAUCUAAAUAAUAUAUCAUUAUUUUCCAAUAAUGCUUCUUUUAUUCACAAUAUCUCAGAUAUUGAUAUUUAUAAUAUAGAUAAAAAAGGGGAUGAAUAUCAAAAAACCACAAACAAUAAAGAAGAUCAAUACUGCUAUGCUCGUGGAUCACUCACUGAAAAAAUCAAAAAUGCUGUAUAUCAAGUCUUUGCACAGCACAACCUACCUACUAUUAAAUCAAUAGGCGGAUGGGCAAAAUGGAAGAAAUUAUCUAUGACUGAAUGGGCAUUUGAUCAUCUCGAUGAUCCAAUUGAUUCUCAAGAUCCUAGUGAAUAUUCUAAAACUUAUAUGGAAGCCAUAAUGGAAAAAGUAUUUCCUAAUGAAUCGCCUUCAAAUAAUUCAACAGCAUAUAUCAUGGCUGUUAUUUAUUUAUUCUUGGAUCCUCAUAGUGGUAUAGUAGAGAUGAAUGAAAGAAUAGUGAUACCAAAGAUGAUAAUUUAUUUAGAUGAAUUAAAUGAAAAUGUGGAAGAUUCAAAUUAG